CCCAGCCCAAGUCCCUGCUGCAGAAGCUGCACGUCUCCUUCCAGGGCUCCUGGCUCAAGGAGUUCCCAUGGCUGCACUACUGCCAGGAGACCGGCCUCAUGUCCUGCGCCUGGUGCGCCACCACCGCUGCGCCUGCCGACCUGGCGGCGCCCGCGCCUGGGGGCCACGACGAGCUGUGCAAGGGCACGCGCAACUACAAGCGGGCCCUGCUACUCCGGCACCACCUUUCGGCCGAGCACCGCCUCAACGAGCCCGUGUCGGCGGAGCAGGAGUCAGAAAUACCAUCAGAAUUGAAUAAUGAGGGAUACUGUGACUAUAAUAACCGGCCAAAUGAGAACUCUUACUGCUAUCAGCUCCUGCAAGAAUUAAAUGAACAGAGGAAGAAAGGCAUUCUUUGUGAUGUCAAUAUUGUGGUGAGUGGGAGGGUCUUCAGAGCUCACAAGAACAUCCUGGUUGCAGGCAGCCGCUUCUUUAAGACUCUGUAUUGCUUUACGAACAAAGAAAGCCGUAACCAAACCACUGUUACCUAUUUAGAUGUUGUUGCUGUUCAAGGUUUUUCUGUCAUCUUGGACUUCUUAUAUUCUGGUAACCUUGUGCUUACGAGCCAAAAUGCCAUUGAAGUGAUGUCAGUGGCCAGCUACCUUCAGAUGACUGAGGUUGUCCAGUCUUGCCGCAACUUCAUUAAAGAUGCCUUAAAUAUAAGCAUAAAAUCAGAAGCUCCAGAGGCUGUAGUGGUGGAUUAUAAUAGAAGAUCUGUUAGUAGGGAUGGUCUGCCUUCAUCAAGGGAUCAGAAAGUUGCCAGUUUCUGGGCAACAAGAAAUCUCACUAACUUGGCAAGUAGUAUAAAAACUGAAAAUGAUGGUUACUGUAUUGAUGAAGGCCAAAUUGAAAACUACCAAAUGAAUGACUGUAGUUGGGUCCAGGACAGCUCACCUGAAAUGGCUGAAAAUGAAUCUCAAGGCGAAGGAAAAGUUUUUGUGUGGAAUGACAUGGGCUCUCAAGGACAAUCGGGUCAAGAACCUGGAAAAGCAAGGAGGAAAAAUCAAACUGCGAAGAGAUUUAUUUAUAAUAUACCACCAAAUAAUGAAGAGAACUCAGAAGAUUGCUCAGUGAUGCAGCCAUCAGUUUCAUACCCAGAAGAAGACUUGCAGUUUAUUAAGGAAGAAGCAGGUACUUCAAACGAUUUCAAGUAUGGAUUGUUGCCAGGCACUUCAAACGAUUUCAAGUAUGGAUUGUUGCCAGGCACUUCAAAUGAUUUCAAGUAUGGAUUGUUGCCGGAAUCUUGGCCAAAAGAAGCUUGGGAAAAUGGCGAUACAUCGGCUCUAAUCAUGAACAAACUGAAGUGUCCACACUGUAAUUAUGUAGCCAAAUACAGAAGAACACUAAAGAGACACUUGCUCAUUCAUACAGGGGUGAGAUCUUUUAGUUGUGACAUCUGUGGAAAGCUGUUUACUCGAAGAGAGCAUGUAAAGAGACAUUCCUUGGUGCACAAAAAGGAUAAAAAAUACAAAUGUAUGGUGUGUAAGAAGAUCUUCAUGCUGGCAGCCAGUGUUGGAAUAAGACAUGGAUCACGACGCUAUGGAGUUUGUGUAGACUGUGCAGAUAAAUCUCAGCCGGGAGGGCAAGAGGGAGUAGACCAAGUGCAGGACACAGAUUUCCCUAGGGAUGAAGAGUAUGAGGAAAAUGAAGUGGGAGAAGCUGACGAAGAGCUAGGUGAUGAUGUAGAAGAACAGAAUGACCCAUCUAGAUGGGAUGAAUCCGCAGAAGUCUGUAUGCCCUUAGAUGACUGACCAGGCAUACUGCUUAUGGUUGCUGCCGCUGGACACUAUGUGGAUUGACCAUUUGAAUUCUUGGACUGAAGGCUUGCAAAAUAUGGUACAGGCUGGAUGGUAGUUAUGUUGCUGUGAAAAUUGUAGGGUCAAAGCCUUAUAGCAAAAAAGGAUUAUUAAAUUUUUUUAUGAUAUUUGCACAGGACUGUACAGCUUACAACCAUUUGGUUGAAUUAUACAGAGUCCUCACAUCUACAGUCAGUUAUCAAAAGAAAAUGUAUUUUUUAUUAUUUAUAGGAUAUAGCUACUUGGGUCCUUUCAAACAUAGUAGUAACUAUACUUAUUAUGUUACACAUUCAUGUAUCCUUUUUAACAUGAAUGAAGAAAAUUACAAUCUUGGUAUGGAAAUACAACAGCUUCCCCAGAACAAUCAUAGGUUUGACUGACAGUGAGCCAGUGAGGCUAAUUUGGGCUAGUGGCUUUCAUUUCCAUAAGUAGGGCUUUGUCAUACCACCCUUGCUUCUCGCUUAACUUAAUGGGAUAAAAUUAGUAACUAAAUUAUGCAUCGUAGAUUAUAUCAUCCUCUUAAUGAAUUGAUUUAAAUUAUUUGGUUCUAAGUCAGCAUGUGGU
This is a messenger RNA of Alligator sinensis (Chinese alligator), 2399 nucleotides long. It is a transcript of the gene ZBTB10, whose product is annotated as zinc finger and BTB domain containing 10. Gene Ontology annotation, biological process: regulation of transcription by RNA polymerase II. Gene Ontology annotation, molecular function: DNA-binding transcription factor activity, RNA polymerase II-specific; RNA polymerase II cis-regulatory region sequence-specific DNA binding; protein binding. The record is from RefSeq and is a predicted model, not a curated record. Bases 99 to 1790 code for a protein of 563 amino acids. NCBI's taxonomy places the organism in Eukaryota, Metazoa, Chordata, Crocodylia, Alligatoridae. The transcript has 5 exons.